GCCUAGUCCCUUCCGGUCAGUCCUGACUUGCGCGCCCGUUUCGAGCCUGAGUUGCUGUUUGUGCUCUGCAGGCUUAACGUUUCUCACGACUGGGUUCUUGGACCGCGGUUAUGGGGGCAGGCAUGGCACAGCUGGAGGGUUACUACUUCUCAGCUGCCCUGAGCUGCACCUUUCUGGUGUCUUGCCUGCUCUUCUCCGCCUUCAGCCGGGCGCUGCGCGAGCCCUACAUGGACGAGGUCUUCCACCUGCCGCAGGCGCAGCGCUACUGCGAGGGCCGCUUCUCCCCCGCGCAGUGGGAUCCCAUGAUUACUACCUUGCCUGGCUUAUACCUGGUGUCAGUGGGUGUGGUCAAGCCUGCCAGCUGGAUCUUUGGAUGGUCUGAACAUGUUGUAUGCUCCAUUGGAAUGCUCAGAUUCGUCAAUCUUCUCUUCAGUGUUGGCAACUUCUAUUUACUAUAUUUGCUUUUCCGGAAAGUGCAACCGAGACACAAGGUCAGCACUUUGAACCAAGCUUAUCUGGAAGAUGUUCUGCUGAUCGCAUCUUGACAUAUCAAGUUCAGCUAAGGUAUUCACUUGCAAAAGGAAAAGAUAAUCUUCUAGCUGUUGACUGGGUUUGUAUGCUGUAAGUAUUUCUCAGACGAGUCUGGGUUCUUUCACAGAAAUGAUGGCAUUAUCAGGGGUCCCAAGUGUAGGGAGAGAAGGCAAAUUUCUGCUAUAUUUGGUACUGUGCCAUUGGACAAAUCAAAACAUGUGCUCAACCUAAAGUCACCACACUGCCAAAGGUCUUGCACGAAGAAUUUAUGAUCAUUAUUAAAAUUAACAACAGACAAAUUUUGAUGCAUGGAUUCCUACUUUGCUCUCUUUUUAAAAGAGUUAGUUUGUAUUUAUAAUUGGUAUUAGACAUAAAUCGGUGGUCUAAACAGCAAGUUUUUCCUCUCAUUAAUGUAAGCAAGUUAGUACAUAUCCAUGGCAUUAGUUUCUUCCUAACAUGUACGAAUUUGUUCUCCAGCUUUCAUUGUCAGCUCAUGUACUGUUUUUUUUUUCCUCAUCAACUGGGAGAGCAGACACUUUUAGACACUUGUUUCAGACAAUGCUGAACACUGAAUCACACAAUUCUAAAUCCCACAAAUAGGAAAGAAGAAUAAUCUGAGCUGUAUGUCUUGAAAUAUGCUUCAACUGUUAUCAGAACCCUACAUUUUUUUGGGGUGUUAUAAAUGCUUCAUUACACUGACCUUCCUCAAAAGUUGUAGAUGUUACAUGUAUUUAAGUAAGCACGCCAAAUAGUGACCCUGUGGAUAUUCCUUUUAUUGAUAUCAUUAAAUCAUUAACAUGUUUUCUAGAUAUUUUGGAGUCUCCUCUUUGGAAUUAUUCUUAAAAAUUCUGAAGUUACAGACUGCAGUGAUAAAAAAAAAGAUCAUUUCUUUUUUCUGGAACCAUGGGCAAACUAUUUAUUUUUUUGGUUUCUUCCUGGCCUCCCUCAUUGUCAUCAGCUCAUCCAAUGCUGCCUUACUGUCCCUGCAGUAUCAGUGGCCCCUCAUGAAAAGUCCCAGUGGAAACUGACUGGAGCUAGAGGGGCCUGGUCAGAGCCUGACAAGCCACUGGGAGUGUUCAUUCCUUCUGCCUGCUUCAUUCAGCUGUCAUUCACUUAGUCCCUUGUCCAGUAAGCAGUACCUGCUAGUUUUAGGUAAUAGAACCCCCUCACCCCGCCACUGAAUCACAAAUGAAAUAGAACAAGGGAUUUUUUGAAAGAUCCAAGAAGCAGCUGUAAGAACAUAAGGCCUUCCUAGAAUCUUGGCUCUAGACUUGGCUCUCAAAAUAGUUUUUCUGUCAUUGUCUCUCUUUCUCCACUUGUUGGCUUUUCUCUCCUACUACAGCCAGAUUUCCUCCUUCAGUUGGGAAGAAUAGCGAGCAGGAACCCGGAGCUUACCCCAUGUCUCAGCAGUCACUCAGGGCAGAAACAUCAAGAUUGAGGUUUCUUCCACUCAUUACCUUUAAUUACUCUGGUUCCAGAACCAAAGAAGGUUAUUGUCGUCAUUAAAUACAAACCAUUUAAAUUCACUAUAUUCCAGAUACUUUUCAGAGAUUUCGUGAUUUCAAAUUUAACUCUCACAAGAAAUGUUGGAGGCAAUCAUAUAAAGUAAAUGUAAGUCUAUGUCAUACAAUUUUACCCAUGAGGAAUUGAACAAAACUUUAAAUAAGUUUUCAAAGUCACAUAGCUAGCAAGAGACAAAGUGAGGAUUCAGUACAAGGAGGAUUCAAUACAGUCCCUGCCCCAGGGUGAUGUUCAAGUGAAUCUUCCAUGGUUUAGAGUUUUGAUGCAAAAAAUGGUCAACUAUUUCCCAAAUUUCUGUGUAAUCUCCCUAGCCCCAAGUAAAUGGCAAUUCAUAUUAUAAAACAAAUCUGCAUAGCCAGCAAUGCUCCUCUGUGAAAAUAUUGUGAAUCUGAAAUACACUUAUAGAAAUUUUUCUCUUUUUUUUUCUUUUUACUGUUUUUAUGUUUAACAAUGUGUAAUUCAGAACAAUAGAUGGGUCACAAUCUCAGUUUUAUGUAGAGAGGUGAAUAAUGAAAAGGAUUGCAUGUAGUUUUUGCUGGAAAGCAAAUGAUCAUGUUAAACAAUGACCUAUCCCCAAAAAAUCUUACAUGGAAUUCAUUCCACGAUCACUGUGAUUAGCCCUGUUUGAAUAUUGGACUAUUAUUAUGUGAGCAUCAGUCAUCAACUUUACCAAGGUAAUUUAUUUUACUGUGAUUUUUUGAAGAAACACCAUAAGCAUUUUGUCUAACUAGAUAUUAAAUAAAGCAUUUCGUGAAAUGACACAGUAAUUUAUAAACUAAAGUUCAAGACAAACAGAAACUUUGAAAGACAAAUUUAACUGGAGAAUAAAACUAAUUCCAUAUCUUCUGAGGUGUGUUGGCAUGGAGCAAGCUAGAUUUCCAUAGAAAUUAGGGUUCACUUUUCUGUUGACUCCUUUUUGUCUUUCAUUCCUUGUUAGCAGGUGUUCAGCUUCUAUACUUUAUCUGAGCUACACAGAACAUCUUCACUCUUAUCCCAUACAUUCUUGUUUCAUCAUUGACUACUCCAGAGAGAGGUGCUGAGGGUUGAUGACACAAAGCUGUUUUGUCAAGUCCAGGAGCCAUUACUGUUUCCUGACCUGGGCUUUAACAAAAGGUAAAAGAAUCACCCUGUUAAAACUAGUUAUCAUUGUAAGGUACUAUAAACAAAGAUAAAGAAUCAAAUGUUGACCAUUCUGGGGUAAACGUUUGGCUAAACACAUUACUUAUCUGUAACCUCAUGAGACUUAAUCAUCUAAUUUUAUAUAGAGAUAGUAGUUGAAAUGCCAGACGGGAUCAUGUGCAGAAGAGUAUGUUGGCAGAAUAAAAUAGCCACAUACAUUGUUUUAUGCAAGUCAAAAUUAAUUAUAAAUAACAAAGAAUGUUUUAAGGAAUGAAUCUAAUUUUUAAAAUUUUUUCCAUAUUAAUUAUUGAUCACUUACAUUAUUUAAACCAUGUUAAACUUUGAACAUUCUCUCAAUAAGAGAAAGAAAGUAUUUACUUAAUAGUAUCUAUAGGCAGGCACACCAUCCAUUCAUUCAACAAGUUAAUUUUCCAGGGCUGGGAAACAGCAAUGAACUAAAUUGGUUUCAGAGAGGAUACAUUAUAGUGAAAGCGUAUAUUACAAUUAAGGAAACAAGAUAAUUUCAGAUAGUAGGUUAUUAUUGUGAAGAAAUAAAGAUGGGUCAGGAAAGGAACCUGGUAGACAAAGUAAAGGCAUCCCUUAAAAUAUUUCAUUGAGUAUAGUUUUAGAAUAGAACUUUGAUAAACAGUAUUGAACUAUGUUCCUUAAAGGGAUUGAGAGAUUAUUUAGUAUAUUGUUUGGGACUUCUAGCAGUAUAAUCUGUUCUGCCAAAAAGUUACAUAGAGGGCUACAAAAUACUAAAAUCUCAAAAUUGCCUGAGAAUUGUCUCUAGUAUUUAAUACCUGACUUUGUGUUUGAAAGAAAUGGAACUAACCCUCUUUUAUCUCCUCUUUUGUUGUAAUGAGAAAAGUAUCCUUGAAAUCUUUUCGUUGAUUUUUUUAAACAUCAUUUUCUGAGGCAACGGCUUAUAUAUGUUUUAUAAGACAUUGAAUUAUUUGAUUAGUGAAAGUCUCUGAAGUCUGGUAAUUCUAAAGGGAAAGGAAUCAAAGAUGAAAUUCAAACUUAGCUAAAUCUACUACUUUCAAUAAAUUUUCUUCUGUGGUUAUUUCUGGUUUAUUGACUAACAGAGAACGUUGCCACAAAAAUAACGAAAGUAUGUAUACUUUCCAUUAAACCUGUGGAUAGUUUUGUGAAAGUAAACCUAUGAUUAUCUAAGCCAAUGCUGGAGUUUAGUGUUUAAUCACAUCUGUUCUCAUCUCUGAAGUUUGUGGUAGCAACAGUAAGCUAUAUUUACUAAGCAUGUAAUGUUACUGAGCUGGAAAGAUAAAUACUGCCCCGUAGUAUUCAUUUAAUUUUUUCAUAGUCUUUGUAACAUUGUAGUUGAAUUUAUUAUUGUAUGGUUUCAUUAAGAAGUGAGAGGGUUAGAUUUUGUAGGUUUUAUAGUAUUGUAAAGUUUAGCCUUUUCCCAAAGAGGAUAAUAAACUAUUGGAAAGUUUUGAGCAAGUGUACCAUGUUAGUAACAGAGCAGAUGUGGCUGUUUUUUGAGUAGGGACUGAAAGGUGGAGGUCCGGAAGUACAGGUAAUGAGGUAGGGGACCAAGUGUUAGUUUGAGUCAGAGAUAAUAAGGAUGCUUCUAUCUGGGGUGAUACAGUGUGCCCAAUACUAGGCAUUAGAGUGGCGUGAACUCGGCAUUUUAAAUUACUAUACCCUCAGCAUAGCACAGAAUCAUUGGGAGUAUGCAGGAGCUGUGUGAUGCUAGUGGAUGUAUAGAUGGACUUUAGUUUUCUACAGUUUCUGUCUGUCUUCAUCUGUUUAUUACUGACUUUUAACAUCUAAGGCAAUUUCCUUAUCCUCUUUUUUUUAAAAAAUAAAGUAAAAAAGAAACAAAAGCAAAGCUUCUAAGAUUCUUCUUAAAUUCAAUUGAAUCCAACAAAUAUACUUUAAAGUAGUUUUUAGUAAUGACAUCUUUGGGAUAUUAAAGCCAUCAAAUGCCAGCACAAAGCUCCAAGAUUGUUGCUUAGGGUCAGUACUGUGCCAGAGCACCACAGUUUACUUUAAAAUUUAAAUUGCUAUAUAAGAUUUAAUUUCCUCCUGAGAAGGACAAUAACCUCUUCAAUGAGUCAGACUUAUAAAUGGGACCGUGUGACCUUAACAUUACAAAGUACCUAACUGGCAAGUGCUAUUAGAAAAGCUUGGAGACAAGAAGUACAAGAGUGUGUUUAGCAUGCAAAAUUUUAAUGUGAAGAAAAGAAAUAAGAUAAAAAGUUGUUAUUGCUUUGUGUGUGUAAAAAAUAGAAUCAAAUAGUAACAGUGGUGUAGGUUUCAGAAGAUGAAUUGGAUAGACAGAACUAGCCUUUCCUUUUUCUGCAAUGUGAUCUGUCUUCAAUUUCUGUGUUGGCUCCAAUUUUUCCAUCAGAUCCUUCCUGGUCCCAGGGAUCACCUCCUUCCUUUUCUUCUCCAAGAAGUUAUUUUCCACUGUCUGGAUUUCAAAUUUUGGAGAGUCUAAUUUGUUGCUGCUUACUGCUCUACCAUCUUCCCAGAAGAUGAGCAAGCUUUUCUAUAGUUUUUUAAUCAUUUGAUGAUUAUGAAAUUAUUGCAUAUUUAAUGAGUGAAUGAAUUAAAAAAUGAGUAUAUAAAGGUAACACCUUUGAAAACGUUGGUGGUGGGGGAAUGGUCAGGGGAAGUAGAACUCAGGGCAAUGUGAAAUAAAACUUCAAGUGUUCAUUUUCUCAGUCCUGUAAAAUUGUAUGUAGAGCUGACAAGGUCCAGAUGAACUGCAAAUAUGUAAACAUUUUAUGUAAAUAAUAACUAAUCAUGUUGAGCAAGCAAGCACAGUCUGGGAAUGUACGCCAUGUGCAUGCCGCCUCAGGACCAGGAACAGCCAAACUCAAGCCUCUCCCCCGGAGUCCACCAUUCGCAGACCAGAAGGAGAGAGAAGAAGGCCACACCAGCAAACAAGCCCAGUCUGGGAACCAGCACCAUGUGCAGGCCACUAGCAGACUGGAUCAGCAAGACCCUAGCCCCUUCUGGUACACAGGCUGACAAAAAUAAGUACCAGUCAUCCCCCUACCUCCCCAUCUAAGUGACUAGCUUAUCCAGAGAAACACAGGCUGUGGUGAUAGCUAUUGAGGUGACAUGCAAUUAGAUGCCUGUGGUGCUUUGGUGUUUCACUAACAUUGCAGGUCUAAGGCCAGUGGUCUGAUCAUAGGCUCAGAGGUUAGUGGUACACAGUGUGGCAUCUAGGGGGGAUCUCCUUCUGAGGGUUGUAGCCAUUGCUGAUUCCCUGAGGUCUUGUUUUGAAGUUCUGUAGCAUUUCCAUUGUUUUGUUGUGUUGGAUUUUAUUCUUUUUUGUUUUGUUUGAUUAUGUUAAAUCUGAUGGCGGGAGUAGCUAUUUCAAAGAUAGCAAGAUAUAUUAUGGUAGCAAUUUUGGAUUUACUAUUGACUUGUUUUGAAGUCCUUUAUUGAAUUCAUUGUUUUGUUUUUAUUGUUUCUAGUUCAUUCGGUUCUGUUUGAUUUUUAUGAUGUCCAAAAUUAUCUGCAGCUAUUUUGAAGACAUCAAAAGGCAUUAUGGUAACUAUUGUUGAUUUUGUAAUGCUUUGAAGUCCUGUAUCUCUUACACUGGUUUAUUUUGAUUAGUUUUAUUCUGUUUUAUCCUCUUUAAAAUAAAAUUUAAAAAUAAUGAAUCAUGUUACCUUUUUUCCCUUAACAAAUAACUUAUAGUUCACAAGGCUGCCAAUCUUCAAAGGACUGGACAGGCCUGGUGAAGAAAACCAGUCUUCUGGGAGUUCUUUGAUCCUACCAGGGGCUAAGAGAAGUAAAAUUAUGCCAUAAAAAUAUUUUCCUAUUUUAUUUCUGGUUAGAAGAAGAAACUACAAGGUUCUGAAGUUUUGCAGCCUUGCUGUCUUGGCUAUCUUGCUGCAAAACAAUCCGGGCCACGGAUUGGUUCACCUCUCAGUAACGGUUGGUAUAUGAAGUCACAGGUCUUACAGGCUUAGCCUGAGGCGGCAGCCAGGCAUGCUACGCUUGCACACAAAAUCACCCACUUGUCAACAGGAGCUGCAAAAUCCACUUCUGUUCUCCCUGGCAGCUCACCAAUCAGAUAACACCUUGCCCUUAUGUCCAAUUUCAUAUUUUUCAAAAAGUUUCUACCUACGUUAUUGUAUCUUAGGAUUUACUCUGGCUCAAACGUGGAAGAGAGCCCAGAUGUUAUGACCCACAUGUAACAGAUGGGUAAACUCAUUGCAAAAGAUAAAGCGACCACUUAGCCUAAAAUCAAAUGGUUCUUCACCAGCAAAGCUGAAAUUAAUAUUAAACUCUCCUGACACCUAACCCAGUAAUUUCCACCACCUUUGCAUGGCACCCUCACUUGUUUCCCUGGGUCUAUUCCAUCUUUUGAGCUUAUUCCUUUUGUUCUUUUCAACACAUCCAUAUAUGUUUUUGCCUUUAUGUAUUAAAGGUGAUUUUAACCAAAAGUUAAUAUUUAGUUCAUAAAAGUGUAAUAUAAUUUAGAUAAACAUUUUAAUAAUUCCUUAGUUUCACCAAAAAAUGCCUGAAAUUUGAUUUUUUUUGUGUGUCUUUUUGCCACCAAACUAUUGUAGCUUUAGUUUUCCUGUGUCAAACACAAAAUAAGCUUAAAUAAAAAUGCUAACUAGAGUUGUUUUCUUUGCUAGUAUAGUAAUUUCUUCUUGAAUUAUUUCCUAGAAGACUUGCCAUUAGUUGGGCUAUCCUAAGCAAAUGCCCCCUUCGGCACACAGUAAUAAAGGCUCUGUCAAAAUUCAGACAAGAAAGUAAUUCUAAAAGUCAUAGCUAGAUAUUAACCAUGUCAAAUUCUCUAAUUUUGUAGUGCAAAAAAAUUACACUUAUAUCUGAUGCCUAGUAAAAGGGAAAGAGUUAUAUCCAGGCCAAUUUCCAACCCAGUGAGGUUGGAAUACAUUGAGACAUUGUAUCGUAGAAUUCAGUGAUUGCUUUGCUUAGAACAGAUACAGGCUGCUAUGUUGACACAGCAUAGCUCCUGGAAUGGUGUCACUUCACAGGGUGAGCAUUCUCAAAGGAUUUUGAUUCUCAUCUGCCUGCUUUCCUCACUGAACCUUCAUGGCAAUGCCACAGCAUUGCUUUGGUGUCAUAGAACCGAAAGGCACAUACACUGGUGAGUCAUGAAAAGUGUUACCUUCAGGAUCAGUCUCUAAAUUGGAAACGACAUAUUAUCUUCCUUUUCUGAUCAUCCCAAUCUGUGUUUCUAAUAGCAUUAUUGCUAUAAUGCUGUGUGAUUUCUUACUUGUGAAAAUGCUAUCGUAGGAGUUGAAUUCUGUGAUAUUUCCUGUGUUCUUUUUCAGACAAGGGAGAAAAUUGUAGCUCUAAUUUCCUGGUAACUUACAUGAAUUCAAUGAAAUAUUCUUUCUAAUUAAAAAUUCAUGUAAGAACUUUUUAAAAAAUAGAAGAGCUACCAGAAAUAUAGCUCAGUGGCACAGCGCCUGGCAAGUUUAAGGUGUGAGUUCAAUUCCCAGAAGCAGAAGAGGAAAGGGAAGAGGAACGGCAAGGGGAAGGGGAAAUGGAAGGGGCAGAGUUGGGGAUGCAGCACAGGGUUAAAAUGUUUGCUUAGUAUGUGCAAGGUUCUGGGCUCAAACCCGGCCAUUGAAAAUGAAAUCUUCAAUAAAUCUAGAAAGACCUCAUUCUAUCAUUAACUAUUUUGACUGUAAA
Cavia porcellus (domestic guinea pig) is the source of this 8829-nucleotide messenger RNA. RefSeq names its product dol-P-Glc:Glc(2)Man(9)GlcNAc(2)-PP-Dol alpha-1,2-glucosyltransferase (gene Alg10). Gene Ontology annotation, biological process: dolichol-linked oligosaccharide biosynthetic process; protein N-linked glycosylation. The record is from RefSeq and is a predicted model, not a curated record. Gene Ontology annotation, cellular component: endoplasmic reticulum. Bases 111 to 545 code for a protein of 144 amino acids. The transcript is spliced from 3 exons. Gene Ontology annotation, molecular function: dolichyl pyrophosphate Glc2Man9GlcNAc2 alpha-1,2-glucosyltransferase activity. NCBI's taxonomy places the organism in Eukaryota, Metazoa, Chordata, Mammalia, Rodentia, Caviidae.